AUGGCGUUUUCAUUUCGUGUUAUGUUUAAACGUGCAACCUCUAGGUCUCGUCGCCGUGCUAUGGACACCACUGAGUGUUGUGACGGUGGGUAUUCCGACCACAGUCGGAGAAUAGCGGAUCGUCAAGUUCUGCCCCUCCUGGUAGUUGGGUUCGCUAGCUAUCAGCUCGACAGAACAAACAUUGCCAGCGCUCUCACAGGGAAUUUUGCGACCGUCAUAUCCGUGGACCAAAAUAUUAUCAAUCUUGGAAAUCAAUUGAUGUUCCUGGGCGUUAUUCUACUGGAGAUACCAUCAAAUGUUAUUCUACACAGAAUUGGCCCUCGUCAAUGGAUCAGUGGACAAGUCUGCGUAUUCGGAACAGUAGCAUGCCUACAGAUACUUGUGCGCAGCAAGUUAGGCUUCCUACUCACUAGAACAUGCUUGGGUCUUGCUGAAGCUGGGUAUAUUCCCGGUGCAAUGUAUACACUUUCUACCUGGUAUACGAAGGAAGAGUUAACAAAACGAAUUGCCAUAUUCUUCUUUGGCAUGUUUGGCGGAACGGCCGUUUCUCCGCUUCUUGGGGCUGCUCUCUUGAAACUGGAUGGAAAACAUGGUCUCUUUGGAUGGCAAUGGAUUUUCCUCGGUACGAUUAAGGCUGACCCACCAAACAUCAAAUAG
This is a messenger RNA of Penicillium robsamsonii, 657 nucleotides long. RefSeq lists its product as uncharacterized. The transcript has 3 exons. The coding region runs from base 1 to 657 and encodes 218 amino acids. Gene Ontology annotation, cellular component: membrane. Gene Ontology annotation, molecular function: transmembrane transporter activity. Lineage: Eukaryota; Fungi; Ascomycota; Eurotiomycetes; Eurotiales; Aspergillaceae. The record is from RefSeq and is a predicted model, not a curated record. Gene Ontology annotation, biological process: transmembrane transport.